CCCCCAUGUUGAAGCUUUUAUUCUAACUGGGCAGUUUGGCAUAUCGGCCUCUAAGGGGCGCUGUUACAUGGUAAAUGGAUGUGUUGGCGCUGUGUGAUGCAGUGCAGCUCCCUCCUCUGUCGCUGCCAUUUGGCACCAGAGAGCUUCGCGUGAACGACGUACAAUCGUUGAGCUCAAAUAACGCGCAUCUGAUUGCGCCUGCUUUGGUUCUGUCUUUUUUUCGAUUGCGUCCCUUUAUUGGAAUAUUUUUAAUUUCAUAUGGAGGCUAAAAACAUUCAUCCGAGCCGAGGAGGAAUGCGAUGGCGACGCGCGGCCGGCCUCUUUGUCUUUUGGUGUUUUUUUCUCCACGCGAGCGAGGCCCAAAUCCGCUACUCAAUCCCCGAGGAGAUGAAAAAAGGCUCGCUCGUCGGAAAUGUGGCCCAAGAUCUCGGUUUGGAUCUGAAAAGACUCCGUUCUGGGCGGGCCCGCAUCGUGACCGGGGAGAACGUCCAGUACGCCGAGCUGAGGGCGGACAAAGGGCUCCUGGUUGUCCAUGAGAGGAUAGAUCGAGAACAGCUGUGUGGAGACGUGACGCCGUGCAGCUUCACCUUCGAGAUUUUGUUGGAAAACCCCAUGGAAUUGCACCCGGUCACCAUCGAAGUGUUGGACGUCAACGACAACGCGCCCACUUUUGAAAAUAAACAUUUAGAAUUCGAAAUUAGCGAGUCUGCUGCGCUUGCCUCCCGUUUUGUGUUGGAGGCUGCGUAUGAUGCUGACGUGGGUGCAAACGAUUUGCAGAGCUACAUUUUAACACCGAGUGAUCAUUUUGUGUUGAAGCAACACGUCAGUCCGGGAGGAAGUAAACAUGCAGAAAUGGUCCUGCAGAAAGCCUUAGACAGAGAACAGCAGCCGCGACUUUCCCUUAAAUUAGUGGCUGUGGACGGUGGGAAUCCACAGAGGUCAGGUACGGUAAAUAUAGAUAUUAACAUUCAAGAUGCAAAUGAUAAUGCGCCCGUCUUUAAUCAAACCGUUUAUAAAGCAAAAGUGACAGAAAAUGCAGCAAAAGGCUCUCACGUUGUGACUGUGAAUGCCACUGAUGCUGAUAGUGGUUCAUAUGGGAAAGUCACAUACUCGUUUUCAAAAUCAAAAGCAGGAAUUGCAGAUAUCUUUCAUAUUGAUGAGAUGACAGGAUGCAUAUCGGUCGUAAAACAAAUCGAUUAUGAAAAAGACAAGUCAAUAGAAUUCAUGGUUGAAGCCAAAGAUCAAGGUGCAUUAACAGACUCCACCAAAGUGGAAAUCGAAGUCCUGGAUUUGAAUGAUAAUGUCCCCGUCCUCAACGUGAUGUCCUUCACGAGUCCGGUUUCAGAAGACUCCCCGGCUGGUACCACGAUCGGUAUCAUGAACGUAAAAGACCAGGAUUCUGGCGAAAACGGUCACGUGAGGUGCGCCAUCGAAGGCCGCGUUCCAUUUCGCAUGAAAUCCAACGUGCGCAAUUAUUUUGCCUUGGUGACCGAUGCCGAUUUGGAUCGCGAAAGCGUGUCCGAAUAUAACAUCACAGUCGUCGCGUCGGACGCCGGCUCGCCUCCCCUCUCCGCCGAGAGAACUUUUCAUUUGAAAGUUUCCGACGUGAACGACAACGCUCCUGUGUUUGCCGUCAGCUUUUAUCGUGCCAACCUCGCCGAAAACAACUCGCCGGGUGUUUCCGUGCUGAGAGUGAGUGCCAAAGACCCAGAUGAAAACCAGAACGCUCGUGUCUCUUACAUGUUGGAGCAGGGCGAGAUCGGGGGAACUCCGAUUGCCUCGUUUGUGUCCGUGAACGCCCAAAGCGGAGUCGUCAGCGCCGUGCGCUCCUUCGACUACGAGCGGAUGAAGCGGCUGGACUUUGCGGUGCGAGCGCAGGACGGAGGCUCCCCUCCUCUCUGUAGCAACGUGAGCGUGGGCAUCCUGAUCCGGGACCAGAACGACAACGCCCCUCAGGUCCUGUACCCGGUCCAGCCGCACGCCGAAAUGGUGCCUCGUUCGGCAGACGCGGGCUAUCUGGUGACUAAAGUGGUGGCCGUGGAUGUGGACUCUGGACAGAACGCCUGGCUCUCCUAUAAAGUGCAGCACAAAUUUGGGGGCGCAGACAGGGGGGCGCUGUUUGAAGUGGGCCUCCACAAUGGAGAAAUGCGAACUGUCCGCCAAGUGACUGAUAAAGAUGCUGUCAAACAAAGACUGACUGUCGUAGUGGAGGACAACGGGCAGCCCUCUCGUUCGGCUACGGUCGCGGUGAACGUGGCGCUGGCGGACGGCUUCCCCGAAGUGCUGAGGUCGGAGUUCGCCGACGACUUUAGCGAGGACUACGACGACCGGCUGACUUUUUACUUAGUCUCGGCUUUGGCCGCGGUCUCCUUCCUCUUCGUCGCCUGCUUGCUGCUUAUCGUGUCGCUCAAAGUGUACAGGUGGAGACGGUCUCGCGUCCUGUACCGCUCCGACCUCCCCGUCAUUCCGUAUUAUCCGCCGCGCUACUGCGACACUUUGGGGACGGCGGGGACGCUCCCGCACGUCUACAAUUACGAGGCGUGCGCCGCCGCCAAGAGUCACGUGACGAACACGCAAGCCGUGAGUCAAAGUUUAGUGAGUGUGGACGGAGCGGACGCUGACGUGCCGCACGGCGGCGAGCAGACGUCGGGGAACUGCUCUCGGAUGUCGACUUUGGUGAGUCAAAUCAGUACACUUGUUUCAAUAUAUGUUUGUUUUCAGAGUUUAUAUCAUGGAGAAGCCUUGUUCUUGUAUUGAUGCAUAUUUUAAAGUCAUUACAUUUCAUUUGCAGUCGUGUGUUCAGAACCUGAAAGCCAUGCUAGAUUAAAAGUAGACAGAAAUA
This is a messenger RNA of Phyllopteryx taeniolatus (common seadragon), 2842 nucleotides long. RefSeq names its product protocadherin beta-12-like. Gene Ontology annotation, biological process: homophilic cell-cell adhesion. Gene Ontology annotation, cellular component: plasma membrane. Gene Ontology annotation, molecular function: calcium ion binding. The transcript has a single exon. The record is from RefSeq and is a predicted model, not a curated record. The coding region runs from base 259 to 2757 and encodes 832 amino acids. Lineage: Eukaryota; Metazoa; Chordata; Actinopteri; Syngnathiformes; Syngnathidae.